Astyanax mexicanus (Mexican tetra) is the source of this 2085-nucleotide messenger RNA. It is a transcript of the gene tomm34, whose product is annotated as translocase of outer mitochondrial membrane 34. The record is from RefSeq and is a predicted model, not a curated record. Bases 201 to 1133 code for a protein of 310 amino acids. NCBI's taxonomy places the organism in Eukaryota, Metazoa, Chordata, Actinopteri, Characiformes, Acestrorhamphidae. Gene Ontology annotation, molecular function: heat shock protein binding. Gene Ontology annotation, cellular component: cytosol; mitochondrion. The transcript is spliced from 8 exons.
CGGAGCCGGUGUUAGCGGCAGCGUGCUGUACCGGUUUCAGAGCGAGCUAACAGCUAACCGGCUGCUUUUCUAGCAUUUUCUGGAAGGAAGCCGCUUAAACUCCGGGUGUUUAGUGAUAAAACUCGCUUUACAGGGUUUAACUUUUAAUAAACCUCUCUUUAUUUCCUUCCAGGACAUUUAAAGUGAAAUAAACAGGUAAAAUGCCCCAGAAGCGGCGCUCUCAGUCCUGGGCUGAGCUGAAACAGGCCGGGAAUGAGUGCUUUAAGGCCGGGCAGUACGGAGAGGCUGUGUCGCUGUACAGUCAGGCCAUCAGCGCGCUGGAGAAAUCAGGUCAGAAGAAACCGGAGGAUCUGGGUAUUUUAUAUUCUAAUCGAGCUGCCAGUUAUUUAAAGGAUGGAAAUUGCAAUGAAUGCAUUAAGGACUGCACAGUGUCUCUGGAUCUCGUCCCGUUUGGGAUUAAAUCUUUGCUUCGUCGUGCUGCAGCUUAUGAGGCCGUGGAGAGAUACAGACAAGCUUACGUGGAUUAUAAAACCGUGUUACAGAUAGACUGCAACUUACCUGCAGCUCACGAUGGAACCAACAGAAUGUCCAAGGCUCUGACAGACAUGGACGGUCCUUCCUGGCGAGAGAAGCUUCCUCCGAUCCCCACGGUUCCUCUCGCAGUGAAGGAGAAACUACUGCAGGCUACGAGUCCCACAACCCCCACAACCCCCACAGCACAGCAGAAUGGCGUAGUGGAGAACAGCAAACAAAGCAGUAAAAAGGAUGGAGAUGUUAAAAAGGCCAGAAUUCUGAAGGAGGAAGGUAAUUCUUUGGUGAAGAAAGGAGAGCACAAGAAGGCCAUUGAGAAAUACACACAGUCUCUCAGUCAGGACCCGACAGAAGUCACAACAUAUACAAACAGGGCUCUGUGCUACCUGUCUCUAAAGCUGUACCGGGACGCUGUGCGGGACUGUGAAGAGGCUCUGAGACUCGACUCUGUUAAUAUUAAAGCUCUGUACAGGCGCGCACAGGCUUAUAAAGAGCUGAAAGAUAAGAAAGCCUGUGUGCAGGAUCUCAACAGCUUGCUGAAGAUCGAGCCAAAGAACACAGCGGCGCAGAAGCUCCUGCAGGAAGUCCAGAAGAUGAAAUAACCUGAUCUUUAUUCUGAGGAUCCCACAGACAUGAGGAAUGCAGUCCCUCCAGUGCCUCUAUUAAAACCUGCCUUUUAGAACUGCGUCACCCCAUCAGACCUUCAGCACCGCACGCUUGUGUUUCACGGAGAUGAUGGAUUGAUCGAUUGAUUGGUUAAUUGAUUUUGUUUAGUUAAGCAGGCGUAUAAUAUCUCUUAUAAUACCAUCAGCCAAAUAUCAUCAGUUUCCUCACUUUUACAUAUUUCCCAUCCGUCCUCAUUCAUUUACUGCAUUUUAAUCCUGGAAACAAAAGUAGCAAAAGUUAAUCUGCACCUGCUUUGAUUGAUUUGUAGUUCAUUGAUCAUCAAGGAAUGCAAAGUAAAAUCUGGACUUUUCUUUAUUGUGUUGUAUUGAUUGAUUGAUCUUGGUCUGGUCAGUCCUCGGAUAUCUGCACUGUCUCGGUUCUCUAAUAGUAGCUAAAGUAAGGGUUUGUUAUGCAAUUUAAGCAAUUAAUGUACUGUCCUUCAAUAAGAAAUAAAACUGCACUGCUGUGUUUUACUUUUAUCAGGGUAAAGUGACUAAAAAACGUUGUUUACUUUGUUUAAGAGGUUGUUCUUGCUUACAGUUAACUUAUCCGUAAAGUAUCUGUGCCUCAUUGAUAAACUACAAACUCAGAAAACUUCAGAACUUAUCGUUUUAGUUGUGUGUGUGUGUGCAAGUAAAAGCAGAAUUUACUCAUACAAAGGAAAGAUGUUCACUGCUGAUGAUGAUGUUAUAAUAACUACGUAACUACAGGAUGAGUAAAUGCAGAUGUUUUGGUUUUGUACAGAAAGCAAUGGAUUGAACCAAACGUCAGCUCCAGUCGUUAUAAGUGAUUUUGUAAGAAACGUUGGUGUUUAUUCUAAUCAUUCUGGAACUGCCCCUCUUCUACAUGUUAACGUUCGACAACUACAAUAAAGAAAAAGCUUUUAAA